Molecule: messenger RNA, 1888 nt
Organism: Vollenhovia emeryi
Lineage: Eukaryota; Metazoa; Arthropoda; Insecta; Hymenoptera; Formicidae
Product: testisin-like
Exons: 8
Coding region: 74-1774 (566 amino acids)
Biological process (GO): proteolysis
Molecular function (GO): serine-type endopeptidase activity
Source: RefSeq, a predicted model, not a curated record
CCCCUCCCCCUUACUACCGUGGUUCCGCAUAAGCGACACAUCUUCCGGCAAUCCCGUGCAUACACGUGCCGACAUGACUAAAAUAGCGGGCGGAAAAGAUGCGUCGCUCGGAGAAUUUCCGUACAUGGCAGUGGUGCAUCAACUCAUGGGCUACGGAAAAAUUGGGCAAUGCGGCGGUACAAUCAUAAACAAAAGAUGGGUACUCACAGCCGCUCAUUGCGUACAGGAGGGGCCACAGAAAUUUUUCGUGGUGUUCGGCAUCAUCGACAAGUCCGGCAUUGGAUACAACACUCUUUUAGGCCCCGGUGUGUCAAUGAUUGCGACUACAGCCGUCGUACACCCGCUAUACAGACUGGCUCAAAACGAUAUUGCCUUACUCCAUAUGCCACAGGAUAUUCCCUUUUCCGACACAAUUGGGCCAAUAAAACUCGCAUAUAAUCGGGACGAACACUUUACGGGAAGAGACGCUUUUGUGGUCGGUUGGGGGAAGGAUUACACUGGCUCAACUACGAGAAAACUCAAGUACGCCACAUUGCCGAUUAUAGACAACAGGAAAUGCAAACAAUACUGGAACAUCGACAACGCGCACGUUUGUACGGCCGCAGGACUGGGGCGAGACGCUUGUCAGGGCGACAGUGGUGGACCUCUCAUUGUAGUAGAUGAAAAUGGCAUAGACCGUCAAGUGGGCAUUGUGAGUUACGGAAACGCACGUUGCCCUAGCGACGUACCUGGAGUUUUCACAAGGAUUUCUGAAUACAAGAACUGGAUUGACCACUGGAUUGAGGAGCGGCGCGCGGAACAGUCUACCAUGAAUGUGAAAAGUGUGAAGAUACUUUUGUGCCUUGUAAUCAGCUUGACAGUAUGUCAGUAUGCUUGCAGUCAUCGAGGGUCACUGUAUCUUACCCCGGACGUCAACAUCUCCCCCUCCCCCUCCCCCUUACUACCGUGGUUCCACAGAAGCGACACAUCUUCCGGCAAUCCCGUGCAUACACGUGACUGGAGUAAAAUAGCGGACGGAACAGAUGCGCCGCUCGGAAGGUUUCCAUACAUGGCAGUGGUGCACCAUUUCCUGGGUCAUGGAGUAGUCGGGCAAUGCAGCGGUACAAUUAUAAACAAAAGAUGGGUUCUCACAGCCGCCCAUUGCGCAGUAAACCACCCGCGAAGAUUUCUCGUAGUGUUCGGCAUCAUCAACAAGUCCGGCAUUAAAUACGAUACUUGCGAAGGCGGUGUGUCAAUGAUUACGAAUGAAGCGUUCAUACACCCGGAAUACGAAUCCGAUCACAACAAUAUUGCCUUACUCUACAUGCCACAGGAUAUUCCCUUUUCCGGCACCAUUCAGCCCGUAGAACUCUGUAAUAACCAGAGGGAUCCUUUUAUUGGUAAAAACGCUUUAGUGGUCGGUUGGGGAACAGAUGGUAUGACUAGCCAAGGUUUGACAAAACUCAAGUACACCACAUUGCCGAUUAUAAACACCAAUGCGUGCCAGCCAUACUGGCAUAUCGACGAACGGCACGUUUGUACGGCCGCAGGACUGGGACGAGAUACUUGUCAGCUCGAGAGUGGUGGACCUCUCAUUGUAGUAGAUGAAAAUGGCGUAGACCGUCAAGUCGGUAUCGUGAGUUACGGAAACGCGCAUUGCCCUAGCAACGCACCUGCAGUGUUCACCAAAGUUAACAGAUAUACCCACUGGAUUCGCUCUGUGGUUGAGAUUGUACAUGGCCUGAGAAUGCCAGGUUAUGUAGGUUUGAUUGACUCGAUUGAUCCGAUUAAAUAAUAUUUUUACGGAAUAUGCUUUUCAGGUAACGUAACUGCAGUAAUGUUACAUACCUAAACGUGUUCGGUGCAAUAUAAUCGGAUGCGGUUACUCUAGUAGUCAAUCAGUGCACUA